Molecule: messenger RNA, 2649 nt
Organism: Zalophus californianus (California sea lion)
Lineage: Eukaryota; Metazoa; Chordata; Mammalia; Carnivora; Otariidae
Product: F-box only protein 41-like
Exons: 2
Coding region: 25-642 (205 amino acids)
Source: RefSeq, a predicted model, not a curated record
CAGCUGCGGCCGUCGCCUCGAAGGAUGGAAAGACGACGCCGGCUUCAGUCUUCGUUGUCGCCGCCGCCGCCGCCUAGGCUAGCGCCCGGCGACCCGAGCAGUCGGCGUCUCUCAUUCAGCGCCCGCCGCCGCCACCACCGCUCGGGGGAGGGGAGUGAGCUGGAUCCACCCCGUCCGCGCCGGGGGGUGGGGGAGGAGAGCGGACCUGGCGGGCGCGCGCAGGGAGGGCGGGGCGGAGCCGCGUGGGCGCGCGCACCAAACGAGCGCGCUUGCGCGUGCCCCCAGCGCCGCGACCGGCGGGGUCUUCGCCGCGCGCGCCGCGCCAGCCGCUCUUCUGCCCCGCAAGCCCAACUGCCGCGGGGGACCGGUGUCCGUGGCGCGCGCCGCUUGCCGCAGCCCCUCGGCCCCGCGCUCGCGGGAGGGAGGGGCCGCUGCCCGCCCAACGGAGGGGCGGGGAAGGGUUGGAGGGCUGACAGGUGGGGCACCCGCCGCAGCCGGCCACCUCCUCCCGGCACGGGGCCCACCAAGGUGAAAUCCACUCUGGUGUCUGUCGCUGUCAUCUUUAAGGCCGGAGAACAAAGUCUGGAAACACUUGACUCCCAGAUGAAAUAUUCUGCCCGCGCCAGCGGUGGUUUUGGUUAAAAUUAGUCGCGGCGGGCAAGUGAGAGGGCUCCAAAUGUGAAGAGCCACCCCACUGCCAUGGGACCAUAAAUUAUGGUGGUCGAUACUCUCAUAAAGAUUCGGGAAGUGUUAGAAGUAGGCCUUUGUAAGUGUUAUGCAGGGGACCGCCCUUGGCUUAAUAAGCAAAUGACAGAAAUUUGGCAUCCCGGGGUCUCAGAUUGAUGAGUUCCAGGUGAAAAGUAUUUUCACGUCAAUGCAUGAACAAGAUUCUGAAUUAUCAAAUAUUUUGUGUGAAUGAAAAAGGAUUAGAUUCGGUAUAAAUGGUGGAAGAGUGUUGUUUCGGAGGGUGCACUGUGUGGGGUGGCCUACUUAAAAUUAGCACCAUUUGAUGCAGUGUGACUAUAAAUGGAAGGUUUUAAGUGAGCCACCUUUAUAUAUGCCGUCAUUAGACCAUUUGGAAAUGAUGAUUAUUUGAUGAUCUGCAGCUCUUCUUUAGGCAGUGUGCAGGAGGCUGUGGAAGGAAUACUGUGUACUAGCAUUGGAUAUAAAACAUGAAAGGACCAAAAUUGUUCCCAUUUGGUUUCUUUCCUCCCUUUAAUAACCACUAAGCAGAAAUGAUUAAUCUUGUAUAUCGAAGAAUGCUAAUUAUUUCCUUCUUUGAUCGCCUGGUAUCCUAGCCCUUUACUCUUAGGGAAGCUAGAAUGUCUUCAACGCCUUCCCUCAAACAGGGUUAUUUCUUUUAAAGCCUUCCCUCCCCCCUCUCCACACCCAAAGGUGAGUUGGCAAACAAAAACAGGGAUAGACAAAGUUUAUGGUUUUUCAAUUUUAUUGCAUUUUGCUUUCAAAGAAAGUCUUGAAAGGAAUCAUAAAGAAAUCACUGGUUGAAGUAGAGAAACCAAAAGAAGGAAAAAAAACAACUUUCGAAUGAGAAUAGACUUAGAAAAAAGAAAACAGACUAUUGGUUAAAAGGGGGGAAGUGUGUUAUGUAUACAGGAAGUUUUCCCAUAGAUGUGAAUUGCUUCAAGUCCCAAGGAAACAACAGGCAAACAGAAUUAGCACUUGGGGGAAAACCUUCUAGUUAUCAAGUUAGGUAAAUGUUUAUUCUUUUUUAAGUGUUAAUAAGAGAUUAAGGAAAAGGUGCUUGGCUGUGUGCCAACAAUAAUACAUACAACAAUUACAUAUACACACACAUACACAUAUCCCAUUUUAAGAAAUAAAUACUUAGAAAUAAAACUGAGGAACAACAGGGAAUUCUAGUAUUAAUGUCUUGCAAUUACUUUAAACUUGAAUUAGGGUUUCAUAAAAACAAAUGAGGCUGUGUUCCUACAUCUACCAUUAAUUUUCACAGUUUACUGUAAGAGCAGUGAAGUUUUCAUUUGGAUUUUGAAGAGAAAAAAGCACGUGACUCAUGAAGGCAAAAUAGCAGACCCAAAAUUCACUCUGAGGGAAAGGAUCUAUGGGAGGACUUUGAAGAGGUAGACACACAUUCUCCAGAAAUCUGACACCAGGGUACGAGGAGAGCCUGCCACCCUUCCCAAUCAAGUGAGACAUGCCACAGAUACCAAGGACAAAGAUAAUCAACAGUCCAUUCAAAUAUGAGUACCAACUGUUAAGAGGCAUAAGGCCUAACUUAAGAUUGAGCUGUUUCUCACAUGGGCAACUCUAUGCGGGGAAUGGGUCAGCGGGGAAGUAUUUACUUAAUGAUGUCUUGUUCCCCGGAAUAAGUCUUGGAGACCAGCUAGUACAUAAAUAAAUGUUUGCAUGAACUAAUAAUUUUCAGUAUUAACUUUAAAGAUGAUUUCGGUAAUGCCUCAUUUAUCUGACAGGACAAAGAAGGGGCAGUGAGGGAUUGAACAAAAUUAGAUAUUCUAGAUAACAGAGGUUUUCAUCUUAAAGCACUAGAAACAAUUGAAUUUAAACCACGUGUAUUGAUUUUUUUCCUGAAAUGUCACCAGUUUCUCUGCCUUAAACUAAUAAAACAUAGUAUAGUUUGACCUAUUUCUAAUGACCCAGAGGUAUUUUAUAAUC